AUGUCAGAGGAUUCCAAUAAGAUUUUGUUAAAAACAAGUUUUAAAUCGAUUAAAACGAUCGAAUCUAUUUAUACAGGUGGCAAAGUGUGCAUUACCCACGAUGCGAAGUAUCUACUGACAACACUCAACGAGGACAUUAUUGUGACCGAACUUGACACCGGGAAACAGGUGCAUCAGUUAGAAGGCGACACUGAAAUUGUCACCACGAUGGCAGUCAAACCGGAUGGAAAGCAUUUAGUCAGCGCCAGUCGCAGUUUAUUUCUUCGCAUAUGGGAUCUAGAAAAGGGACAAGUGGUGCGCACCAUCAAUAAAGCGCAUGAUGCACCGAUUAUCGUCAUGGACAUAGAUGCUACAUCGACACUUGUAGCUACAGGGUCAGCUGAUGCCAGCAUCAAAAUUUGGGAUAUCGACAAAGGAUAUGUGACGCACAACCUACGAGGCCAUGGCGGUGUUAUCAGUGCUGUCAAAUUCCACAAACACAACGGCAAAUGGUAUCUUGCCUCCGGUGCCGACGAUUGUCAGGUCCGUAUUUGGGAUUUACAAACACGUCGUUGCAUUGCCGUUUUGCAGAGCCAUGUCAGUGUGAUUCGUGGACUGGAUUUCUCAGCCGACGGCCGAUAUUUGAUUUCUGGCUCUCGUGAUAAAGUGGUCAACGUAUGGGAUUGGCAGGCCAAAGAAUUGAGAGCGACGUAUCCUAUCUUUGAGACGAUUGAGACAGUGGGAUUUUUGGAAAAGAAUGUCACAUUGGCCGGAAAGUACGGCCAACAGUGGCAAGAUGCGGAUAUAUUUUACACAGCAGGCGAUGCAGGCUUGAUCAAAUUGUGGGAUCUGAAAUCCGGACAGUUGAUCAAGGCCCAGGCGCCCGAGAAGAACGCGUCCCAUGCGAUUUCUGACGUGAUCUAUCUCCAAACGACACAAACAUUGGCAGCUGUCACGAACGAUCAGAACAUUCUGAUGUACAGUCUAGAACGUAGGUUAGAAAGAGUAAAGCAGAUUGUGGGGUACAAUGAUGAAAUUGUCGAUGUUGCUUAUUUGGGACAAGAGGCUCGCUAUGUGGCAGCGGCCACCAACAGUGCGCAACUGCGCAUCUACAAUGUAGAAACACAGGAUUGUGAGCUUUUGUAUGGACACAACGAUAUGAUCAUUGCACUGGACAAGUCAAAGGACGGCUCUUUGGUAGUCACUGCAUCGAAAGAUAAGACAGCGAGAUUAUGGCAGAUCAACUGGAAUGGGGAAGAGGGCACAGAUCGCUUCCGAUGCGUGGGUGUCUGCAUCGGCCACACAGAAUCCGUAGGUGCGGUUGCACUUUCGAGAAAAUCGAACCAUUUCAUGAUCACGGGCAGUCAGGAUAGAACCAUCAAAUAUUGGAAUCUUUGCGAUUUAGAUGUAGAGAAUGCAGAUGAAGACUAUCGACCCAAAUCACUUUAUACACACCAAGCGCAUGAUAAAGACAUCAAUACCAUCUGCGUAGCACCGAACGACAAAGUGUUUGCUACGGGCUCGCAGGAUAAAACAGCCAAAUUAUGGAAUGUCGAUACCGGUGAGUUGCUAGGCGUCAUGAAGGGCCAUAAACGUGGCGUGUGGUGUGCCAAGUUUUCUCCUGUAGAUCAAGUGUUGGCGACCAGUUCGGGCGAUAAAACCAUCAAGAUUUGGAGUUUGAAAGACUUUACGUGUUUGAAAACAUUCGAGGGACAUACCAAUUCUGUUUUGAGAGUCGAUUUCUUAACAGCGGGCACACAGCUUGUAUCGGCAGGUUCGGAUGGUCUAGUGAAAGUAUGGACGAUCAAGACAAACGAAUGUGCCUCGACUCUGGAUAACCAUACGCAAAAGGUGUGGGCAUUGGCAGUGAGAGAGGAUGAGAAGUGUAUCGUGUCGGGUGGUGCAGAUUCAGUGAUCAAUUUCUGGGAAGAUGUGACGCUGCAGGAGCAAGAAGACGAAUUGAAACAAAAGGAAGAACUCAUCAUAAAGGAACAAGAAUUACAGAACUUUAUGCGCAAAAAAGAUUAUCUUAAUGCUAUUCUACUAGCGCUGUCGUUGGAGCAGCCUUUCCGAUUGUUAGGUCUGUUUAGGGAAUUGUAUGAAAAUAGAGCGGAAGGCGAUGAAACAAGCAUCACAGGUUCAGCCAAUGUGGAUAAAAUUCUUGCAGAACUAUCACUGGACAAUAUUGAAAAGCUAUUAGGAUAUACCAGAGAUUGGAAUACCAAUGCAAAACAUUCUGACAUUGCACAGACAGUACUACACGCUAUUCUGUCAUCACGUACAUCCGAAGAGUUAGUAGCAAUGCCUUCUGCUAAAGAGAUUAUUGACGGUUUACUGCCCUAUACAGAUCGUCAUUACCAAAGGAUAGAUGACCUCAUAACGCAAUCGUUUAUUAUCGAUUAUACUCUUAGUAUUUAA
Molecule: messenger RNA, 2397 nt
Organism: Mycotypha africana
Lineage: Eukaryota; Fungi; Mucoromycota; Mucoromycetes; Mucorales; Mycotyphaceae
Product: WD40-repeat-containing domain protein
Exons: 5
Coding region: 1-2397 (798 amino acids)
Biological process (GO): endonucleolytic cleavage in 5'-ETS of tricistronic rRNA transcript (SSU-rRNA, 5.8S rRNA, LSU-rRNA); endonucleolytic cleavage to generate mature 5'-end of SSU-rRNA from (SSU-rRNA, 5.8S rRNA, LSU-rRNA)
Cellular component (GO): small-subunit processome; nucleolus; 90S preribosome
Molecular function (GO): protein binding; U3 snoRNA binding
Source: RefSeq, a predicted model, not a curated record